Molecule: messenger RNA, 1204 nt
Organism: Salvia splendens (bonfire salvia)
Lineage: Eukaryota; Viridiplantae; Streptophyta; Magnoliopsida; Lamiales; Lamiaceae
Product: loganic acid O-methyltransferase
Exons: 3
Coding region: 12-1046 (344 amino acids)
Molecular function (GO): methyltransferase activity
Source: RefSeq, a predicted model, not a curated record
UUUUUCUAUGAAUGGUGGCCAUGGAGCUCACAGCUAUGUCAAAAACUCAUCCUAUCAAGUAUAAAUCUGGAGGAGUAUUGGCAGCUGCAAAGACAAUCAUCGAAGAAGAAAUCGCCACAAAAUUAGAUAUUUCAACUAUUAGCUUCUGCUGCAUCGCCGAUUUCGGGUGCUCAACCGGGAACAACUCUUUUCCGGCCAUGCACACGAUCAUCGAAGCCGUCAAACGGAAAUACGAAUCCUCAGACCUCAAAACCCCAGACUUCUACGUGUGGUUCAACGACGUCGUCUCCAACGAUUUCAACACCCUCUUCCGUUCCCUCCCACUUGACAGAAGCUACAAGGUAGCCGCGGUAGCAGGAGACUUCCACAGCCACCUUCUCCCGCCGUCGUCCAUCCACUUUGCAUACUCCUCUUGGGCGCUCCAGUGGCUGACAGAGGUACCCAAGCCGGCCGUAGGCCUCCACUCUCCGGCUUGGAAAGGGGGAAAGAGAUUGUAUGGUGUAAAGAGAGAGGAGGUUUAUGAAGCUUAUUUGGGGCAAUUUGAGAGAGAUUUGGAAGCAUUCUUGAAGUGUAGGGCUGUAGAAAUGGUGAAAGGUGGGAUUAUGGCUCUUCUAAUUCCUGCACUGCCUGCCUAUUGGGACCCACAAACAGAGUUCACUGUUGCUUCAGUGAUCGAACUUCUCAGAUCUUCCCUAGUCGACAUGGCCAAGGAGGGAAAAUUGAGUGAGACAAAGUUAGACGCAUUCAACUUUCCAUACUACAUUCCCACUCCAGAGGAGGUGUGGGCCAUAUUGCAAAAAAGCAAUAGCUUCAGCAUAGAAAGAAUGGAGAUUUUGAAGAGUGGUACAUUGCUCACUGUUGAUGGCCACGUGGCAUGUUUUAGGGCUGUUCAUCAAAAUAUGCUUACGCACGAGUUUGGGGCUGAAACCAUCGAUGAAUCGUUCGACAUGUUGAAGAAGAAACUCCAAACUUCACCGGUCUACGCAAAUCCUUCUAAUGAUAAAACUCUUGUUGUUGUUGCUAUCCUCAAGCUCAAUAAUGUUUAGUAUAACAAUCAAAUAAGGUGUUUCCAUGUAGGAAGAUAUAUUAUCUUUUCUAUGUUUCAUUUUUCAUUUUUUCCAUUCAUGGGUGGGAGUGUGUGUUUUUCUACUAGUAGCCUUUUCAUAAUAGUACUCCGUAUAGUCUAAUGAUUUUAUUUCACAAA